AUGUCUGCGAUAGUAAACGUGGGACUUGUCGUCCUGGCAGCGGUGGUUCUUCGGCAGUGGCUGUUAAAUGAUUCUCAAACUUCUGCACAACUAGCCGAGACCCUGAACUCGUCCUAUGACUACAUUGUUGUUGGUGGGGGGUCAGCCGGAAGUGUGGUGGCAAGCCGUCUGUCAGAAGACCCGUAUGUGUCAGUCCUGCUGCUGGAGGCUGGAGAGUUUGAUGGAGAUCGUCCCCAAGUGUUCAUCCCUGGCCUAGCACUCUUGAACCUGAGGAGCAAUUUUGACUGGUGGUACAUGUCAGAACCUCAAGAUGGCGUCAUGACUGGGCUCAAAGGAGGCCGUUCCUAUUGGCCACGGGGUAAAAUCCUCGGAGGUUCCAGCAGUCUCAAUGCCAUGCAGUACGUGAGAGCUUCCCGACACGAUUAUGAUCGCUGGGCUGAGUACACCAAAGACGAGGGCUGGAGCUAUCAGCACGUCCUGCCUUACUUCAAGAAGUCUGAGGACAUCCAGAUCCCAGGACUACAGAAUUCACCAUAUCACGGUCAGGGCGGGCCCUUCACUAUCAACCACCUGAAAUCACAACCACUCAGCGCCAAGAUAAUCCAGGCCGGUCAGGCUGCAGGAUUUCCUUACAACGAGGACUACAAUGGAAGAACAAUGGAAGGCAUCUGCAAUUCUCAAGUGAACUCUUUAAAUGGUGAACGUAUGAGCACCGGUAGAGCAUUUAUUCAUCCAGUUCUGGGCAGACCUAACUUGGAUGUGGCAGUGCGAGCACAAGUUACAAAAAUUGUCAUCAAAAACAAGAAAGCAGUGGGUGUUGAAGUAAUAAAAGAUGGAAGGAAAUGUGUGGUUAACGCCAACAAAGAGAUCAUCCUGUCCGCAGGAGCUGUCAAUUCCCCACAGAUACUCAUGUUGUCUGGUAUCGGGCCCAAGAAACAUCUGGAAAGUUUAAAGAUCCCAGUAGUGGUAGAUCUUCCAGUUGGGCAGAAUCUUCAGGAUCAUAUGUUUUUCGACAUGGGUGUCAGGAUCAGAGAGCCUCUAACCUCUGCUUGGCAGGAUUUCAAGAACUGGUGGAGUCAGCAGCAGUUCAAGUGGUUUGGCACAGGUCCCCUGAGCUCCCCUUUCAAUCUAGAAGUGCUGGCUUUUAAAAGUACAACCAAGGAGACAAAAGAGAAGGACUGGCCUGACCUGGAGAUACAUUUUAUUGAGAUAAUGCCAAACAAUAUUCUUAUGGAUAUCUUUAACUACGCCGAAGAGACCAAGGCGGAACUAGCGGACAGAAACAGGGGAGACUACGGCUUCACUUGCCUGCCCUCCAUCAUGAGACCAGAGAGCAUCGGAAACAUCAGUCUAAAAUCUGCAGACCCGUUUGACUAUCCUCUGAUCUACGCUAACUAUCUAGCGGCCCAGGAAGAUAGAGAAGUUUUGAUACGAGGUAUUCAAGAGUGUAAGAAGAUUGUCAACGCUAAACCUCUGCAAGAUGUGGGCGCUGAGUUCACGGAGAAGGGACCAGAGUCCGCCUGCAAGCAGCACAGAUACGACUCUCACGAGUACUGGGAGUGUCUGGUUAAACACAGAGCUCUGACCAUCUACCACCCAAUCGGGACCUGUAAGAUGGGUCCAAAGGGGGAUCCAACGGCUGUGGUGGAUCCUGAGUUGAGAGUACAAGGGAUAUCCGGACUCCGUGUGGCCGACGCUUCCAUUAUGCCAUGGCUGGUCUCUGGUAACACAAACGCCCCUACAAUUAUGAUUGGUGAAAGGGCUGCUGACUUGAUUAAAGGGAAGAAGUUGCCACCACUAGAUUUAUAA
Molecule: messenger RNA, 1809 nt
Organism: Candidula unifasciata
Lineage: Eukaryota; Metazoa; Mollusca; Gastropoda; Stylommatophora; Geomitridae
Source: the annotation of a GenBank genome assembly